Messenger RNA from Lingula anatina, 1371 nucleotides. RefSeq lists its product as uncharacterized. The record is from RefSeq and is a predicted model, not a curated record. Lineage: Eukaryota; Metazoa; Brachiopoda; Lingulata; Lingulida; Lingulidae.
AUGCUUGUAGAAAAGUCAUGUAUAGUGGGUCUCAACUUCAGUCCAGACGAUGGUAACUGCGUUUGGCCCAGCCAGUACGCUUGCCCUACGCCCACCACUACAACCUCUACCACGGCGCCGUAUACAGGGACAGGUAGCACCACUCCAGGAGUCACGUCGACCACAACAUGCACACAUGGCAAUAAGUACGUGCAUUCGUCUGGAGAUUGUAACCGAUAUCUUUCUUGUGCGAACGGCAUACUUUUAGAACAGUCCUGCUUGACAGGCCUGUUUUUCAGUCCAGAUGAUAAUAGCUGCGUUUGGCCAAGCGAUUACACUUGCCCCACCACCACUGCUACAACCACAACCACGGCGCCAUACAAAGGGACAGCUACUCCAACUACCCCAGGAGUCAGGUCAACAACAACAUGCACAAAUGGACAGAACUACGUACAUCCGUCCGGAGACUGUACCAUAUACCUUACAUGCUCGAACGGUAUGCUUGUAGAAACGUCUUGUACAGCGGGUCUCAACUUUAGUCCAAUUGAUGGUAACUGCGUUUGGGCCAAUCAGUACGCUUGUCCUACGACCACCCCAACAACCUCAACCAUGGCGCCGUAUACAGGGCCAGGGACGUCUUCUACCCCAGCAGUCACGUCGACAACAACAUGCAACCAUGGACAGAGCUACGUGCAUCCGUCCGGAGACUGCACCCGCUAUCUUACAUGUUCGAACGGUAUACUAUUAGACGACUCAUGUACAGAAGGCCUCAAUUACAGUCCAGAUGAAAAUUACUGCGUUUGGCCCAGCCAGUACGCUUGUCCUACGACCACCAGUUCAACCACUAAAGCGAUUUCGUAUACAGAAACAGGUACCACAACAACCGCUUCCACGGCUCCGUAUACAUGGACAGACACCGUGCCAACCACUACAACCACUACCACAGCACCGUAUACAGGGACAGGUAGCACCACUCCUCGGACAGUUACUCCUACUACACCAGGAGUCACGUCCACAACGACAUGCACACGCGACGGACAGAACUACGUGCAUCCGCAGGCACCACAAGGCAGGCACCACCAUGAAGGCACCACCAUGCAGGCACCACCAGGCGGGCACCACCAUGCAGGCACCACCAGGCGGGCACCACCAUGCAGGCACCACCAGCCGGGCACCACCAUGCAGGCACCACCAGGCGGGCACCACCAGCCGGGCACCACCAUGCAGGCACCACUAGGCAGGCACCACCAUGCAGGCACCACCAGGCGGGCACCACCCCUACAGCAUUACAUUACUGGGGACCGUCUGUCCAAUGUUCAUAUGUUCAACUUAAAUGUGAUGGCUGUUGAAAUUCAGUCUUUACACAUUUUUCACGAUAUUAUGAAAAAUUGA